UCUGACUCUGAGCGCGGGGGUGGCGUGCCCGCGCAGGUGUGGCUCUCCAGCUCGUGCCCGUCACCCCUCCCCCCCCCAGCUACAAACUACAAACUCGGGCUGCGCGCUCACGUGAACUAAUUCAUUGUGAGAGACUGGGAGGAAGCAGCGAGCGACUCGACUGGUCGGUGAAACCAGCUCUGCUCCGGGAAACGCUGAGAAAAUCCGCCUGCGAGCCACAGAAACUACAGGGAUGGCAGCCAUUCGUAAGAAGUUGGUGAUAGUGGGGGAUGGAGCUUGUGGGAAGACCUGCCUUUUGAUUGUCUUCAGCAAGGACCAGUUCCCUGAAGUCUACGUCCCCACGGUGUUCGAGAACUACGUUGCUGACAUCGAGGUGGACAGCAAACAGGUGGAGUUGGCUCUCUGGGAUACAGCAGGUCAGGAGGACUAUGACAGGCUGAGACCUCUCUCCUAUCCAGACACUGAUGUCAUCCUCAUGUGCUUCUCCAUAGACAGCCCUGACAGCUUGGAAAACAUUCCAGAGAAGUGGACCCCAGAAGUCAAACACUUCUGCCCCAACGUUCCCAUCAUCCUGGUAGGAAACAAGAAAGACCUGCGCAAUGAUGAGCACACACGCCGAGAGCUGGCCAAGAUGAAGCAGGAGCCAGUGAAAUCAGAGGAGGGCCGAGACAUGGCCGGACGAAUCGCAGCAUUCGGUUACAUGGAGUGUUCCGCUAAGACCAAGGACGGCGUACGGGAGGUGUUCGAGAUGGCCACCAGGGCGGCACUGCAGGCCCGUCGUGGAAAGAAGAGCAAUAAAUGUGUACUGCUGUAAAAUGGCUGACACAUUUGGACUGUUUUCACCCUGGGCUACUGUACAUGGGACUAGGGCAUCGGGAGGGACUGAGGGAUGACUAGAUGGGGGUGGGAGGGAGGGAGGGAGGGGAGGAAAAGCAGUAAACUACUACCGCUGUAAAAUGACUGUUUGUUGGACUGAAUUGACCCUGGGAGUUGGGGUUGGGAGGCUUUGAUUGACCGGGUUGGGUGGGUGGAUGGAUGGAAGAAUGGGGAACGUGGGGAGCGCAGGAAAUGACUACCGCUGUAAACAUUGGGCUCUUCUUACCAUCGAGGUGGGACACUUCCACCAGUCUUGUCAUGUGUCUCAAGCCACUUACACUGAUAAAGAACAUUCAGAGAUCCUGCUCCUUUCCAGUCAGUGGAACAUUUAUCCCAGUGUGUUAAUAUCUGGAGUUGGACAGAUGAAAAGAUGGGGAGAAUGAAUCACAGUAUGCAGGGGGGAGUCUGAUGAGACCAGAUCAGGGCAGAACUGUUUUCAUAAUUUUAUUAUGUAAUCUGGAAUAGUUGUUUUAACAGCUCCAGCAGUGAAAAAAAUCACCAGUAAAUGGUGUAUAAAACAGGAUUGAGGUUAAAUGUUUUGCAGGAUUGUAUGCUCUAUAUGGAACGAGUGGUCAUGUGCUGUCAGGUGCUCAGGUCUUGUGUGUUGUAUUAUCAGAGAGGCGUGGAGCCACAUGCUCACAUGUCCAGCUCAGUGCCAUUUAGUCCCUCACUGGGGCUAAUCCUGUGCGUACAGACUCACAGUGACAAACACAUUGAGCCCUGCUCUCCCUCAGAUUAUUUCUUAUAAUGACCUGAUAGUAAAUACUGUUAUUUGCAGAUGAACUGUAGUUGGUGUACAGUUUGAAUUCAAAUUAAUUUGAACUGAAGCUGUAAUCCAGUGGCAUCACCGCAGUGCUACAGAGGAAGUUAACAUGGGUCCAGAGGAGCUCCAGUGUGACUCCCUCAUUGUCAUACCUGGACACUGAACUGUCCACGUGCUGCUGAAUCUUCAUUGCAUUUGAUUUGUCUACUUUUGGAGAUGAUCAGCUCUCACAUGAAGGUUGUUUAACAUUUGAUCAAUCCUUUCAACUGAAUCAGUGGAAGUGGCAGUUGAAUUGUUUGUCCCACUGGAUGACUAAGGUAUCCUCCUGUCCUGAGUAGUACAACCUGAGCGAACUCUGCGCUGCUCCCACCCCUUCCUGUUCCACAUAGCUGACUGCUGGUGCUCACCUUCCCCUGGUUUGAGACCAGGACAAAGAACAAGGAGAAGAGAGGAUUGUGUUUACAUGCACACCACUGAUCUCCUGAUUCGGGACGAAUGAUUAAUUUGUUUGUGUGUAGGCAUGUAUAAAAGGGUCAAAUGUACAGGCUGUGAUAAUCCCAUGUUAUCCAUCAUUUAUCUGUCACUGGUUCACUGUUGCUAUCUACCAUCUGCAUCAACAGUUUAACCUAAAAAGACAAACAUGGCCUUUUUUAUCCAUAAUAUUGCAUGGAAACCCCAGAAUGGUCAGGUUGGGCAGUCAGAUUUGGAGUUAAACAUUCAGGUAAUCUUUGUCACUAACAUGCUGAGUGAGAAUUAACCACCUGCUGUGCGCUGGAAAAUCACUUAGGUUUUUUAUUUUAGAAAUGAAAGUGUGGCCAGUUGUAUUUGAGAUUUAUGUCACCAGCCUUCCCUGACUUUUCUGUGUGUUUUACUGCAGGAAAGAGGCUCUCUCUUCUAAGUGUUGUACCCUCCUGUUCUUCUUCCUGGUCCACAGGGAGGAGCCUGUUCCAGAUAUCCAGUUUUGUGUUGUUGUUUUCAUACUUUUAUUUUCUGCUUUUAAAAAAGUUAUAAAUAUGUUCUCUAUCAGUAUUUAAAAAUAGGAGGUGGAAGACUUGGGGACUGCUCAUCUGUUGUUGCUUUAGUUUAUUCUUCUUUUGUGCUUUACCUGAAUUUUAUUUUUAUUUUUGAUGAUUUUCAAUUGGGUGUAACGACUCGUCAAUCAUCCCUGCCAAAUGCUGUUGUUAGGCAGUCAGGAGAAAGGCUGGCCCCUCGGCUGCCUGUCAAGAGCAUCACUAUGACCACGUGUGCUGGCUUGUUUUUGUUUGUUUGUUUUGAAUACAAACUUGGCUGAAAAGACAAAAGGAAAAAAAAAACAACUCUAGUCUCCUUAUGUACAAAUCAUUUUUAUUUCUAGUUUUUAUUGUAUUUUUAAAUCCUGAUUUUGGAUGCUGAAGCAGUGAUGUACACAAAAGGAACAGGAAAACCAAGCUGUAUGCAAAAGUCUGUAAAUAUGAAAUGUGGGUUUGUUCAUACUAGACUAUACACAUGCACAGGACUGGAAACUGUAUUUGUAAACUAGCUUUGGUUUGUGUAAUAAAUUACUUUCUAUAACA
Messenger RNA from Paralichthys olivaceus (Japanese flounder), 3192 nucleotides. It is a transcript of the gene rhoab, whose product is annotated as ras homolog gene family, member Ab. The record is from RefSeq and is a predicted model, not a curated record. NCBI's taxonomy places the organism in Eukaryota, Metazoa, Chordata, Actinopteri, Pleuronectiformes, Paralichthyidae. Gene Ontology annotation, biological process: small GTPase-mediated signal transduction. Gene Ontology annotation, cellular component: cytosol. Gene Ontology annotation, molecular function: GTPase activity; protein kinase binding; GTP binding.